Molecule: messenger RNA, 2564 nt
Organism: Zerene cesonia (dogface butterfly)
Lineage: Eukaryota; Metazoa; Arthropoda; Insecta; Lepidoptera; Pieridae
Exons: 1
Coding region: 172-1440 (422 amino acids)
Source: RefSeq, a predicted model, not a curated record
UUGACUUUUGAGAAAUAUCAAAUAUUUUUCAGUUUGCUUUUGGUAUUUAACGUGGAAGUACGUGAUGUAUUAAGUGCACUAGACGCUGAAUAAAAAGUGAACAGCUUUAUUCAUCCUUUUUAAGAAGUCUUCAGUCCAAACAAGUCCUUUUAACAACAAUAUUGAAUCAAUAUGUUAAAAAUAAAACCUGAAGAAAUGGACAGUGACGAAAACCAAGUUACUGGAGACGUUAUCGGGGAUACGGCGUACAGUGAGCGGUUUGUUUUAAAAAUUCUUUUGAAACUAGCUAACCUCGAUACACUUAAAGACGAGGUAAAUGAACAGGCUUUUGAAGAUGACUUAUGUACUUUAUGGGAUAUGACUGCAGAGAGAGAUGUGGUCCUCUUUCUCCAGAGGCAUGAUGUACUUAAUCUUCUGUCCUUUGCUUGGCCUAUAGUGGAAUCACCACGAAUGAUUGAAGUGUUGGUUGGUAUAAUCGCAAACAUGUGUUGCCAAAAAGAAGCAGUAGAUGAAAUACUCACCAUGGUCCCAUUUCUAAAAUCUCUAAUGGAAUGCAUCAAGUCUGAUGAUAGUAUGAUUCUAAUUCAGUUAAUGCGCCUCAUAAACUCCAGUUUGUUUUUGGGUGACAAUGACCAUAUUCCAAUAUGGAUGAGACUAUUCAUUGAAAUUGGCUACUCUAAUUAUUUGUAUUACAUUUUAAGAAAUUCGUCAAACAGGGAUGUGUUAAUGAAUGCCCUGGAAAAUUUCAACACAAUAUGUGCAUACUGCAAUAUUGAAGAAUUCCGAUCAGAUUUCUUUGGACAUUUUGUCAGUGUGGAAGCACUAGAGUGCUUGAUUGUUGCUUACAUUGAGGUCACAGAGAAGCACAAGGAGUUCUGUGAGAGGGAGCAAUUCGAAAGAAUACUUCUAAUAAGUAUACAAGUUACAUUGAAUCUGGUCGGGUUUGAUAAAUCAGUUGGCAUUUUCAGCGACAACAAGCGUGAUGCAUUAAAAAUGAUAUCAUUGGCUUUCAAAUACUAUGAAAAUAAACUUGUAAAUCUGAAGGAAAUAGACAUGGAUUUAGUAGAUAUAGUUGCUUCAACCAUAUCCGUGACUAACAUUUUAAACAUAAACGAGAUCAGUGAUCUGGAGGAUUACUUUAUUCAAAGUUUCAGGAUGUGGAAAACCUUGCACUACAUGCUUGAUGCUGAGGAACAGGCCAGCGAAAAUGAUCCAGAGGACUUAGUUUUACUUUCUAAUCAACUUAAAACAUCAUUAAGUACCCUCAUGUUUGUAUACAUGGAGAAAUGUAAAGAUGAUUACUUGAUGAAGCUCCUGGAUGAAAUUACUGAUGAUUUUGAUGAAAUAACUAACUUUGUUGAGGAUGAAUCUCUGCUGAAUAAUGUUAAUGAAAGAGUGACAAGCUUCCGAACUCGAUUAAAGGAAAUGGUUGAAUGUUAAAUGAAUGGAAAUUUAUGUUCGGCACAAAAUAUAUGAGAUUAUAGUCUAUUGUGGAAGUUGUUUUAAAUAUGAGGAAGACCUUUUUCCUUUUUGGAAAUUGAUGAAAUGACACUGCUUCAAUUUGUAUGCUGAGCUGGGAGAAUAAAGAUAAUUGCAUAUUUAUUUUAUUUAUUUGCUUAGUGAAAACACUGAUGAAUCUACUUCAAAAGUUACCCUAUUUAUUUAUUAAAUGAACUUUUGAUGUGAUAUGGUCCUAUAUUUUAAUAUUUUACUUUCACAUUACUAUUAAAAUAGUAUUAAGUAUAUGUUAGUCACGAAGUUUCCGCCUACAUUUUUAGUAUUGUAGUUAUUUGUAUAUAGCUUAUUACUCUAUAUACAUCAGACAAUAUGUAUAUACGAGCUUAAAUUCUACAUUAAACUAGAGGUUGUGUCUUUCUAUCAUAUAUGAAUUUCUAUUCUGCAAACAUUAAAUAAUAUUCCUAUAAAGUAACUUGUUUUUCCCGAAGUCCACUUAAUCCGAAAGUAGAAAUCAAAUAUUUUAUUUAAACGUGUAGGGAAUGAAAUAAUCCCAUAUUGUCACUGCUACAGCAGAUUGUAUCUGAAAGAUCUGAGAACGAUAUGUAAAAACAAUUGUUGAAAAGCAUCUAAAAUGUAGUUUUCAUUUUUUCAAUCAUAUUUUGGCGCCUUUAUGCAAGUUAACACAAUUUUUAGAAGACAAAAUAGGCGGUCUCAUUUAAUAUGUAUAACACUAUGUACUCACCUUAAAUUUAAUUAUAAUUAAUAAUAUCAUGCGAUAGCAGUACCGCAAAUCGAGGUACUCGUGUUUUAAAACAUUGGCCUUCCGUUUAUCCGAAAUGGUCGCUGUCCCGAUCACUAGGGAGAAACGAGAGUUAAGUGACGUAUUAUAAUUAGCCAGUGUAUUGUAUGGAAUGUUUCUUCAAUAUUGGUUGUUAAUGCUAUAAAUCUUAAUUCAUAACACAAUAGGAUAUUGUCGUACACGACUUUUAAAACAUUACCUAAUGUGGAUGUACGUUUAUAAGAUUAUAUUGUAAUAACCUUUAUAUUGUUGUAACCUUUAAUGUAUAUAUACCUACAUAAGAAAUAAAGCAUACCUAUAAGUAUUA